GAUUCUACAGAGCUGCGGAGGAUAGCGGACGCCUACUACCAUUUUGAGAGCGAGUAUCUCGAUGGUUCGCGGUCUGGGUCCCUAGAAGCAGGCUCUGGCUCAGAAGGAGGAUUAGGUAGUGACAUUCACAAUUUCUCUGUUAAGGCUGGAAGACAUCUUAUUCUAGAAGAAGUGGGUUAUUAAGACUUUUUCUGGAAGUGGGUGAGUGAAUGUAUGACACAUCGACUCGUCCUGCGUGUGGGUUCCACAAAAGAAAUGUGCAUAUUAGGGACGCAUUGGGUUUGGGAUGGAAAUGCACCCUAUCGGAGUGCACGUCGUAGCUUAGCUUUUCUUGCUGACAACAAACUCUGAUCAGUAUCUCUUUUCUAACAAACUCUACCAAACUCUACACUCAUCUCUAAGUCAUGAGGAAGCAACACUGACUACCGACUGCCUUCGAAUGUUACGAGGUUGGCAAGCGGUGCAAAGUCCGCUUUUCUU
Amoebophrya sp. A25 is the source of this 480-nucleotide messenger RNA. NCBI's taxonomy places the organism in Eukaryota, Dinophyceae, Syndiniales, Amoebophryaceae. The record is from the annotation of a GenBank genome assembly.